Messenger RNA from Alosa alosa (allis shad), 6179 nucleotides. Its product is annotated as thrombospondin type-1 domain-containing protein 7A-like. NCBI's taxonomy places the organism in Eukaryota, Metazoa, Chordata, Actinopteri, Clupeiformes, Clupeidae. The record is from RefSeq and is a predicted model, not a curated record.
CUCAACCCUCAGUAGCUCAGCAGCAGCAGCAGACAGCGGAGCGCUGAAGAGAGGAGCUCUGGAUCUAUUGUUCCCACACUUCCUCUCCUCCUCCACGGCAGCACACACACACACACACGCGCGCACGAGAGAGAGAGAGAGAGAGAGAGAGAGAGAGAAGGAGGGAUCGUUACAGCGAGGGAGGGUGAGAGAGAGGGAGAGGCAGAGGACGAGAGCACGCCGUCACUCAUCCGGAUUAGCCGUCCUGGAGAGGAGGAAUCGCCUGCCGCUACAACAACAGGGACAAAGCACUGACCCACACACACACACUCAGAAACACACACGGGAGCGCGCACGCGUGUGUGUGUGCAGGUCCGUCCGCUGACCCACGUCCGUCUCGCUGGGCUCCACUGCAGGAUUCUCCGUGCGUGUGUGUGUUCAGGGAGAAGGGAGAGUGUGUUUGCACUCCAGGACAGCUUUUCACAGUGCGGUGCGGUGUGUGUGUGUGUGUGUGUGAGAGAGUGUUUGUGUGCGCGUUGCGGCCAAGCUGGGGCCAUGUGGCUGGCCAGCGGAGCGGCGCGAUGGUGGGGGGCUCCGCUCAGGACGGGGGGGUCCCCGCUCUCGCUCUGGAGGAGAACGCUGCUGGUCCUGAUGCUGACCACCACGAGUCUGCGUGAUGCUGGAGCACAAACCCCCGCCAGCAGCAAACCCGUCUACGUCUGGCAAACAGGUCCGUGGGGGCGCUGUAUGGGCAGUGAGUGCGGUCCUGGUGGCACCCAGAGCAGGGCGGUGUGGUGUGCCCACUCAGAGGGCUGGACGACGCUGCCCACAAACUGCCCGCCAGCGACGCGCCCUGAAAACCGCCAGAGCUGCUUCCGCGUCUGCGACUGGCACAAGGAGCUCUAUGACUGGCAGCUGGGCGCCUGGAACCAGUGUGUGCCCGUCUCACUGCGUGCCGGCGCCAACGCGGGCGUGCCCCCCAGGCCUGCCGUGUGCCAGCGCGGCGAGGAGGGCAUCCAGACGCGCGAGGUGGGCUGCGUCCACACGCCGGACGCCAUGCCAGCGGAGGAUGCCAUCUGCGAGUACUUCGAGCCGAAGCCGCGCCUCGAGCAGGCCUGCCUCAUCCCCUGCCCGCGCGACUGCGUCGUGUCCCCCUUCUCUGACUGGACGCUGUGCUCCAAGACGUGCGGCACCGGGCUGCAGAACCGCGUCCGGACCGUGCUGGCGCCGCCGCUGUUCGGGGGGUCGGCGUGCCCCAACCUCACGGAGUUCCGCACGUGCCAGCCAGGGUCCUGCGAGGGCGAGGAGAGCCUCUACAGCCUCAAGGUCGGCCCCUGGGGGCCCUGCACCGUGCCCUCGCCGCCACUGGCCCGACUGGCCGAGACGGAACCGCUGGAACCGCUGGAACCGCUGGCCCGACAGGCCCGACACGCCCAGACGGAACCCGCGUCGGAGACGGAAACGCAACCGGCACGCAAGAACCGCAGGGAACGCAAGAACCGCAAGGCACGUAAAGAACGCACAGAACGUAAGGAACGUAAGGAACGUAAGGAACGUAAGGAACGUAAGGAACGUAAAGAACAGCAGGAACGGCAGGACCGGACGAUGAGGCAGGACCGGCAGGCGAGGAAGCAGCAGCGGCGUGAGCGGCAGCGUGGGCGAGGGAAGGUCAAGGACCCCGAGGCGCGCGAGCUCAUCAAGAAGAAGAGAACGCGGAACCGACAGAACCGCCAGGGAGGGAAGUUCUGGGACCUGCAGGUCGGGUACCAGAUCCGGGAGGUCAUGUGUGUGCACAAGAAUGGCAACGCAGCAGCUAUCCACUUGUGUCACCAGGAGUCGCUGUCUGUGAUCGCACUGCCAGGCGGUAAAGGAUCGGCUGACUGUGAGGUCAGCGAGUGGGGGGAGUGGUCGGGCGCAAGCUGCCCCCUACUGGAGGAAACGGAGGACUGCAGCCCGCAGGGAGACGCCGUCCAGCCCUGCAUCGCUUACAAUUGGAAGGUGACCGAGUGGAGCGAGUGUCGAGUGGACGUCCUCCUCAGCCAACAAGACCGUCGUCGUGGCAACCAGACAGGCCUGUGCGGAGGCGGAGUCCAGAACAGGGAGGUGUACUCAUGUCCAGACGAGCUUGUAUUAAUAUUCUCCAACCUCGGCCCAAUCAGGAGCAAAGAAGCGUCGCGGCCCGUGGACAGUGCCCUGUGUCUGGGCGUGCCCCCCAACACCACCCAGCUGUGCCAGCUGCCAUGUCCGGUGGAGUGCCAGGUGUCGGCCUGGUGCGCCUGGGGACCCUGCACCUAUGAGAACUGCAGUGACCAGGCCACCAAGAAAGGGUUCAAACUGCGUAGGCGGCGUAUCGUGAACGAGCCGACGGGUGGCACGGGGAACUGCCCGCACCUGAGCGAGGCCAUCCCAUGUGACGAGCCGAGCUGCUACGAUUGGCUGGUGCUGAAGCUGGAGGCGUGCGUCCCUGACAACGAGCGAGAGUGCGGCCCUGGCACACAGCUGCCUCAAGUGCAGUGUGUCAACAGCGACGGUGUGUUCGUGGACAGACAGAUGUGCCGGGACGCCAUCCUGCCCAUGCCAGCACUGUGUGAGGUGCCCUGUCCGAAGGACUGCGUGCUCAGCAGCUGGACCACCUGGAGCCUCUGCUCACACACCUGCUCCGGCAAGACCACCGAUGGACGACAGACCAGAGCGCGCUCCAUACUGGCCUAUAACGCAGGAGAAGGUGGAGUGCAGUGUCCCAACAGCAGUGCUCUGCAAGAGGUGCGUAGCUGUAACGAGCAUGCGUGCACCGUGUACCACUGGCAGACCGGCACCUGGGGCCAGUGCAUCGAGGACACCUCCGUUCCCCCGGGCAACGCCUCUCUGAUUGGUGGAGGGGCCGGAGUGGGCGGGUCUGAGCCUUCCUGCUCAGUGGGCAUGCAGACGCGCAAGGUCAUGUGUGUCAGAGUCAACGUGGGACAGGUGCCUCCCAAGAAGUGUCCAGAGAGUCUUAAGUCCGGGCGGAUAGAUCGUGUCUGCUGCCUGUGGAGACUGCAUCGACCCAAACAGAAGAGGAAGCAGUCCAGGAAACGCAUCAUCAUCCAGCUUCCUGCCAACGGUGGCCAGGACUGCCCGGAGGUUCUGACCCAAGAUAGAGACUGUGAGACCCCCUCCAUCUGCCCCGGGUACAGGUGGAAGACACACAAGUGGCGUCGGUGUCAGCUGGUUCCCUGGUCUGUGCGGCAGGACACUCCCGGAGCCCAGGAGAUCUGUGGACCUGGACUACAGGCACGAGCGGUGUCAUGCCGGAGGGUGGAUGGGGGGCUGGUGGACAUCGGAGCGUGCCUGAGGAACGCCAGUCCCAUGCCCGCGCUGACGCAGUCGUGCCAGCUCCCGUGCCAGGACGACUGCCAGCUGACCCAGUGGUCAAAGUUCUCCUCCUGCGCUGCCGACUGCGUGGGCGUCCGGACCCGCAAGAGGAUGCUCGUGGGUAAGAGUAGGAAACGUGAGCAGUGUAACCCCAAGAGUAGUACCCUCUGGGACGCCUCGCUCUGUGGAGACCGCCUCAGCUGCAACAGCCACGGCUACAUCGAGGAGGCCUGCAUCAUUCCCUGUCCGUCGGACUGCAAGCUGAGCGAGUGGUCCAACUGGUCGCGCUGCAGCAAGUCCUGUGGCAGUGGGGUCAAAGUUCGCUCCAAGUGGCUCCGAGAGAAACCCUACAACGGAGGACGACCCUGCCCUAAACUAGACCACGUCAACCAGGCUCAGGUGUAUGAGGUGGUUCCCUGCCUUAGCGACUGUGGUCAGUACGUGUGGGUGGCGGAACCCUGGAGUGUGUGGAAGGUCAGUAAUGUGGACCUGAAGGAGAACUGCGGAGAGGGUGUGCAGACCAGGAAAGUCAGGUGUAUGCUGAACAGUAUCGACGGGCCGUCGGACACUGUGGAGGACUACCUGUGUGACCCAGAGGAGAUGCCGCUGGGCGCCCGCGAGAGCCGCCUGCCCUGCCCUGAGGACUGCGUGCUGUCCGACUGGGGCUCCUGGAGCCGCUGCCCGCUGCCCUGCAGUGGGAACACGAUGCGGGAGCGACUGGCCACUCAGCUACGGCAACCCGGAGUGGCCAAACAGUGCCCCAGCACCACCGAGAAAGAGCCCUGCACCCUCAACAGCAACUGCUUCACCUACUCCUACAACAUCACAGGUCCCCCAUCAUGUCGGAGGGAGGUAGGCGGAGGAGGAGGAGGUGCGGUGAGUUCCUCUCGGCGUAAGUGUGUGUGUUCCUCCGGCGUUCAUGUGUGUGUGUGUGUUUGUCAGCUGGGCAUGGAGAAGAAAUGGCAGAUGAACAUCUCCUGUGUGGUCGAGUGUCCCGUCAACUGCCAGCUGUCCGAAUGGUCCCCCUGGUCUGAGUGCACACACACCUGUGGACUAGCAGGUAAGCUGUGGCGGAGGCGUUCGGUGAUCCAGGCAUCUCAGGGGGAUGGUCGGCCAUGUCCGUCGCAGAUGGAGCAGUGGAAGCCAUGUCCUGUCAAGCCCUGCUUCAGCUGGAGAUACAGCGCCUGGUCAAACUGCAGGGUACAGGUCAGGUCUUGAUUGUGUGGGAGACGGUUCCACGUAGCGAUGUCUAGAUGUUUUGUGACAGUGACUGUGAGGGCCGAGGGCAGCAUGGUGGACGAGGAGCUCUGUGGUGACCUGGAGCAGGCCGUGGAUGGAGACAAGAACAUCGUCCUACAGGAGACCUGCGCAGUGCCCUGCCCAGGCGAGUGUUACCUGAUAGACUGGACGGCGUGGAGCCCAUGUCAGCUGAGCUGUGCGAGGGGUGAGGAUCUGGGGCUCGGGGCAGUGCAGGUCCGAUCACGCGCUGUUCUGGCCCAGGAGCCAGAGAACCUGCUGCAGUGCCCAGACCAGGACUGGGAGGCACGGCCAUGCACAGAGGGACAGUGUUAUGAGUAUAAGUGGAUGACGGGUCCCUGGAGAAGUUCAUCUCGUCAAGUGUGGUGCCAACGUUCCGAUGGAUUAAACGUCACAGGCAAGAGAGAGAGUGUGUGUUGUGAUCUGACGCUGACUCUCUACUGCCCCCUACAGGCGGGCCUGUGUGGCUGUGAGGAGGGCUAUACGGAGGUGUUGACCUCAGAGGGGCUGCUUGACCAGUGCACGCUGAUCCCCGUGCUGGAGAUUCCGACCGCGGGCGACUCCAAGGCCGACGUCAAAACCAUCCGCGCCCUCAGCCCCACACUGCCCACGGCCAGCAUGAACGGACGCUCCGGCCGAAUGUGGUUCCUGCAGCCGUUUGGACCAGAUGGGAAGCUGAAGACGUGGGUGUAUGGUGUGGCAGCGGGGGCUUUUGUCCUCAUGGUGUUCAUCGUCUCUAUGACCUACCUAGCCUGUAAAAAGCCAAAGAAGUCUCAGAGACGCCAUCAUCACCACCACCACCAGAACAACCGACUGAAACCACUAACGCUUGCCUACGAUGGAGAUGCUGACAUGUAGACACACACACACACACACACACACACACACACACACACACACACACACACACACACCACCAGAACAACUGACUGAAACCACUCACGCUCUCCUACGAUGGAGAUGCUGACAUGUAGACACACACACACACACACACACACACACACACACACAAACAAACUUCUGUUGCUUACACUAUCUCAAGUCUGAACUAAAACAUUUACACAUCAAUACAACACACUGUGUGCAUGCACGUGCAGUCGUGCACACACACACACACACACACACACACACACACACACACACACACACACAGGCAAUUCAGGUCCUGCCAAUUAUGCUAUCUCAGAGUCUGAACUAAAACACACACACACACACACAUCCCAUAAGGGGAUGGCCAGUGGAGGGUCCUCUGGACUGAUUUUUUUGUAAAGGACUCUGGACGUUCAGAGAGACUGAUGACCCCAUGUUUAUAAGGACACACACUCCUCCCCCUAUGCUCCUCUUGCGCACUCUUUUUCUCUCUUUUCUACUCCGUCUCUUUGAGAACCCUUUGUUUCACGAGAGCCUUGGAGAACUCUUGUCUUCUUGAGGAAGGCUGCCUUGUGUUUUGUGCCAUUUGUUCUUGAGGUUCCGUUCUGUAAGAUACGUUUGUGGUUGUUUGAACGAGCAGUUUACUGGAGAAAGCACACCUUACUGCCCCAUCUGGCCUCAAACACACACACACACACACACACACACACACACACACACAC